AUGACCGCGACUAACGCCCACUCCGGUACGUCCAGUGCUGUCUUGCAUAGAGACACCCACUUCAUUCCCCGAAAGGCCAUUGGCGGAAAGGGAAGCUACAUCUUUCUCGAGGAUGGAACUAAAUUCCUCGACUCCACCGGCGGCGCAGCCGUUUCGUGUUUGGGCCACGGCCAUGAGCAGAUCAAUCAAGCCAUCAAGGACCAGAUGGAUCAAAUUUCAUACUGCCAUUCUGCAUUCUUCGGCACUCAAGUGACAGAAGACCUGGCUCAAUUUCUCACCGAAUCUACUGGCUCUAAACUGUCGAGACUUUUUGUUGUUAGCUCCGGAUCUGAGGCCGUUGAGGCAGCGUUGAAAUUGGCUCGCCAGUACUUCCUCGAGCUGCCUACUCCACAGCCUGAGCGCACCAGAUUCAUCGCUCGUCUGCCCUCUUAUCACGGCACCACCCUCGGUGCACUUGGCGCCGGUGGACAUGUGCUCCGCCGGCAACCAUUUGAGCCUCUCCUGGCCAAAAACACGUCUCAUGUUUCUCCUUGCUAUGCAUACCGUGGCAAGAAGGAGGGUGAGUCUGAUGCGGGUUAUGUUGCUCGUCUUGCAGGGGAGCUCGAUGCAGAAUUCCAGCGUGUUGGACCCCAGACCGUGUGUGCGUUUAUUGCCGAGCCAGUAGUUGGUGCGGCGCUCGGAUGUGUACCUGCAGUACCAGGUUAUUUCCCGGCUAUGAAAGCUGUCUGCGAGAAAUAUGGCGCUCUUCUCAUCCUCGAUGAGAUCAUGAGUGGUAUGGGGCGCUGUGGAACUCUGCAUGCUUGGGAGCAGGAGGACGUCGUCCCCGAUAUCCAGACGAUCGGAAAAGGUCUCGGGGGCGGCUACGCUCCUGUCUCAGGGGUCCUGAUCCAUGACUCAAUUGUUCAGACUAUAGACAAGGGCACCGGCCAAUUUCGUCAUGGACAGACUUACCAGGGUCACCCAAUUGCUUGUGCUGCAGCCCUUGCUGUUCAAAAGACCAUCAAGGAGCAGUCUCUGCUGGAGAAUGUGCGCAAGAUGGGUGCUUACCUUGAGGAACGGCUUCGUCAGCAGUUUCAGAAUCACCCCAAUGUGGGGGAUAUUCGUGGCAAAGGACUGUUUUGGGGGGUUGAAUUUGUCAAAGAUAGAGCUACCAAACAGCCAUUCGACCCGAAUACCCGCCUAUCAUUUCACAUCCAAGAAAAGGGCCUGCAGCCAGACUAUGCCGUCUCGCUCUAUGGAUGUUCGGGUACAGUGGACGGCAUCCGUGGGGACCAUGUGGUGUUAGCACCACCCUACAUUGUGUCUAGGGAAGAAAUCGAUACUCUGGUGGAUGUCUUUGCCAGGGUUUUGACGGACGUCCUUGCGGAGUUGGAGCAUUAA
Messenger RNA from Penicillium canariense, 1380 nucleotides. Its product is annotated as aminotransferase, class III. The transcript has 5 exons. NCBI's taxonomy places the organism in Eukaryota, Fungi, Ascomycota, Eurotiomycetes, Eurotiales, Aspergillaceae. Gene Ontology annotation, molecular function: pyridoxal phosphate binding; transaminase activity. The coding region runs from base 1 to 1380 and encodes 459 amino acids. The record is from RefSeq and is a predicted model, not a curated record. Gene Ontology annotation, cellular component: cytosol.